CCAGUUCCCCUUCCUUGACACAUUCAGAAUUCCGAUAACCAAAAAAUACAUAUAUACACAUCCUGAUACUUCUUUUUGCAUCAGCAAGAGCUCCCCAUAUACAGCACUUAAAGCCACAAAAAAAAAGCAAAUACACAGACACAAUGGGUUGGUUCGGAUCAUCAAAGCCCGAGGAGACGCAGACUGCUGUACCUGUCUCUGAGUUUUCAGACAUGGCCGCUCCCUCAUCGUCGACGACGGGCACUUUGUCAGCUACCCAAUCCGCAUCGAUCAAGGAGGCUUUGAUGAAACAGAUCCAGACCGAGUCCAACACGGCCAACGUACGGAUGCUGAUGGAGAACGUCAACUCGACCUGCUUCGAGAAGUGUGUUCCGACCCCCGGCUCAUCCCUAUCCGGCAGCGAGACGACCUGCGUCCAGUCAUGCACCGAGAAAUACAUAGCAGCCUGGAAUGUCGUCAAUGCCUCGUACUUGCGAAGGAUACAGCAAGAGGCCGCCAAGGCUCGAUAAGCGCAUCAAAAUCGUUCCCGAGUCCCGCCAAGGAACAAGAUGUGGUGACACUCCCCAUCACUGUAAUAAUCGAGGCACUCUGCAGUGGGCUCCAGAGGCCUUAUCUGUAAACACUUUUUGUACAAUCAAACAUUUGGCGGGGAGCAUGCGCUCAGAAGCACAGCGCGAUGGACAAGCGCGGCACCACGCAAGACAGCGAGAGAAAACAACAAGCUAGUAGUAUAGAGUUUGGGUUUUUGGAAACCUGACAGAAUUGUCCAGGUAGUGAAACCAAGGUUUGGGGGGUAUCGCUAUAUAUGAUGACAUUACGGAUCUACAGUGCCGUUCUUCUUCGCCUCGGCUUCGGCCCUCUUGCGCGCAAGAUAUCUUUCCUUGGCGCUCGAGAUAUCGCUCUCUGUCUUGCGACUCUUGGAUACUAGCUCAAUCUUCUUGCGCUCUUCCUCGGCCUCCUCCCGUGAACGUUUGAGAGCCUGUUCGUACUGAGCCUCCAUCAUGCGUGACUGCCGAUCCCGCAUGGCCUGCUUGCCUCCGCCGCCAAAGUAACCCCUGCUGCUCCCAUGGGCUUGCCUGUCGCGCUCAUCCCUCCGGUCGCGAUCGUCGUCCUUCUUGACCUCUGUCUUCUUCUUGGCACCGAGGUUGAGCCCACCUUUGAGCAGUUGCCUCUUGUCCACAACCUGGCCGUCAUCGUUGAUGGCUACGGCGGCACCCUUCUCGUUCAAUUCCCGCGCUACAUCGACGUCCGUCUUCUCUUUUUCCUCUGGUCCGUCCUCUUGGGGCUUUGGCGGUCCACCGUUCUUCUGUGCCUCCUCGGCAGCCUUCAUCAUUUCGGCAUGUCUCUUGUCGCCUUGGUCCAGCAGUCGCUUGUAGAAGCCCGUCAUACCGCCGGCCUCGUUCUUCUUGUCCUCGGCCUCCUCCCUCAACCUCUCCUCCUCCUCCAGCCUCCUGUUCUCCUCCUGUUGCUUCUUAUAUGCCUCGGUCACAAACAUGUCCUUGUCCGCGAACUCAUCCCCUUCAGCCUCGCGCUCCCGCUUCAUCUUCUUGUCCUCUGCGAUCUUGCGAUCCCUCUCCCGCACCUCGGCCAUCUUCUUGAGGUUCGACAUGUACUGCGGCCUGCGGUCCGCCGCCGAGGCGGCCUUGGCCGCUGCUGCAGCGGCGGGCGCCGCCUUGAACGAGUCGUACGCCGCGUCGUAGUCGUAUAUCGACGGGUCCUCCUGCUCGGCGCUCUCCGCAUGCUUGCGCGCCGUCAGCGCGCUCGACAGGUCGCCGAUUAUCGGCACCUGCUUUCCUGCGGCACCCGCCGGCUUUGCCCCUGACAAUGGCCUUGACCCAUUGCCAGGUUUAGACUUUGCUGCUGCUGACGUCUUGACGUCUCGGUUGCGGGUUGGCGGUGCGGCGUCGCGGAUCUCUGUGAUCACCUCGACCUGUCCGCCUUUGUCGCCGGUGCGGUUGUCGUCAUCGUCCGAGUCGCCAUCGUCGCCGAACACGGGCCGUCGCUUUGCGGGGUUUGGUUUUUGUGAGCCGGGUUUUUUGCUUAGGUUGAGGCCGUAUGAAAGUGGCUUGCUCAUAAUUGCACCCGUCCAGUGAUAUUUUUGUGUUCUAUUUCUAUGCCGCACGUUUCUGGGUUGGCGAAUUGGAUGAAAGGUGAGGUUUCGGAUUGGGGAGGAUAAUUCACACAAAGAAAUUGGUGACGGUUGAAGGUUGACUGCGGACGGACGUCACCUCAAGGUCGCGCGUCACGGUCGCUUGGGUCUGAUUCG
This is a messenger RNA of Pyricularia grisea, 2266 nucleotides long. RefSeq lists its product as uncharacterized. The record is from RefSeq and is a predicted model, not a curated record. Lineage: Eukaryota; Fungi; Ascomycota; Sordariomycetes; Magnaporthales; Pyriculariaceae. The transcript is spliced from 2 exons. The coding region runs from base 144 to 509 and encodes 121 amino acids.